AUGAAAACCACUAUUAAAGGUUUCGAAGCUACUGGAAUAUGGUCCACAGACCCAUCCAUAUUCACCAAUGCAGAUUUCCUCCUGGCAGACAUAACUGACUUCGGACUUGAUAGGCCGUCAGAUAAAGAGGUUAUUAUAUCUGGAGCUGAACAUUUGGAAUUGCCUUCAUCUAGCAAAAAAGACACCGCCAACGGGUUGGAUGAUCAAACUGGCGAAGUUUCAGCGAAUUGUAACAAUGAACUGCCACCUAAGAAUGACGAAGUUAUUAAGGCUAAUAGUUCUAGUCCUGGGUACUCUUGGAUGACAACUGACAACACAGCCUCCUCAUUUCAUAUUUCACCUGAAAUUCUGAUGCCCUUGCCAAAAGUUAAUGAAAGCACGAAAAGGGCGAAACAGAAGAGGGGGAAGACUGUUGGUUUAACUGAUGCGCCCUACAAAAAAGAGUUAGAAGCCAUUAUUAAGGAAACAGAGGAAAAAGAAGAAAGAGCAAAGAUAAAACUAUUUGCGAAAGAGAAAAAAAUUAAGAAUUCAAAAAAGAAAGGAAUGGGCCUGAAGAUAAAUGGAAAAAGGAAGGAGAGCGAAUCCAAUACUAACGAGAGUGAUUAUGAGGAAGGUUCUGACUAUGAAUGUUUAUAUUGUGAGCAGCAGCUGAAAAUAAUGUCGCAGCUGAGGAACAACCCGUCCCUCGACUUCUGGUCGGGAGCGCUCCGUGCUGGCCACCCUGUGGACGUCAGGGUGCCACCCAGAAUGCACGGCAACAUCCAAGCCUACCUCAACCGCCAAGGAGUGCUGCAUCACGUGGUUAUUAAUGACCUCCAACAGGUCUUGGAGAAGGAGCAAAAUCAGACGCAGGUGAAACCCAUAAACAGCAAGGACGAGACUCACAUUUCAUUCACCAAGUACCAACGCUACGAUGAUAUUCGGAAGUACUUGUCGCAGUUGGAAUCAAGCUAUCCAAGUACAGUGACUGUGCAGAGCAUCGGAAACACAUCCGAGGGACGCCCUAUGGAUAUCAUCCAGAUAUCCUCUGGAGGCGGUGGCACCAGGCCGGUCAUCCUGAUCGACGCGGGCAUCCACGCCAGGGAAUGGAUCGCACCAGCUGCCGCCCUGUACGUCAUCAACCAGCUGGUCGAGAACGCAACGGCGAGUUCGCUCACAGACAGCGUCGACUGGCACAUCAUCCCCGUGCUCAACCCUGAUGGUUAUGAGUACUCUCUCACAAAGGACCUCAUGUGGAGGAAGACAAAAUCAAGAAAAUCCAGUUCGUGCAUGGGAGUGGAUGCCAACAGGAACUUCGGUUUCCACUGGAACGAGAUUGGCGCCAGCAGUUCCCCCUGCUCUGAGCUCUAUGCUGGCCCUCAUGCCUUCUCAGAGCCUGAGACGCAAGCUCUCCGAGACUACGUCCUGAAGAACUCCAAACGCAUCAAGCUCUACCUAACGUUCCAUAGCUUCGGACCCCACAUACUCUAUCCGUGGGGAUACACUAGCGAAUUGCCUGGCGACUGGAAAACCCUGGACGCCUUGGCAAGCAAAGCAAAUGAAGCCCAGAUUGCUGCUGGAGGUCCUAAGUACGGGGUCGGCAGCUCUACAAACGUCUUGUACGCUGCGGCCGGCGGCAGUGAUGACUGGAUCAAGAGCGUUGGCGGAGUAGCCCUCUCCUACACCAUCGAAUUUCCCGGUGGAGGUAGCAUGGGUUUCUUCCCUCCAGCAUCAGACAUCCUGAAAAUAGUGACGCCAUUCUUCGAAGCCGUGCGCGUCUAUGGGAAAUAUGUUGCUGAUAACUAUGGAUAA
Molecule: messenger RNA, 1791 nt
Organism: Schistocerca cancellata (South American locust)
Lineage: Eukaryota; Metazoa; Arthropoda; Insecta; Orthoptera; Acrididae
Product: carboxypeptidase B-like
Exons: 9
Coding region: 1-1791 (596 amino acids)
Biological process (GO): proteolysis
Molecular function (GO): metallocarboxypeptidase activity; zinc ion binding
Source: RefSeq, a predicted model, not a curated record